AUGCCGACCGAACUUACUAAGUCAUCUCGAAUCCUCAUUGUGGGAGGUGGGACUUGGGCUGUAUCUACAGCUCUCCACCUAGCUCGUCGAGGUUAUGUAGAUGUUACAAUACUCGAUGCAUAUCCAAUACCAUCCCCAAUAUCCGCUGGGAAUGAUGUCAAUAAGAUUGUAGAACAAGGCUCUUUCACAGAGGGCGAAGAUGAUGUUUCUAUGAUUCUACUCAACAAAGCGACGGAAGGCUGGUUAAAUGAUUCAGUAUUCAAACCUUACUACCAUCCUACUGGGUAUAUUGUUGCUGCAGACACGCCAGCUGCAUUGGAGCAGGUUGAAAAGCGAGAGCUGCCCGAUUCAAAGUCUGGGUUUGUAAGACUAAAGACCGCGGAGGACUUCAGAAAGACGAUGCCUCCCGGGGUGUUGACAGGCGACUUUCCCGGCUGGAAAGGUGCGUUCAAGUCUUCAGGUGCCGGCUGGGUACAUGCUCGUAAAGCACUGGAAAGUGCAGCGAAAGAGGCUGAUAGGCUUGGGGUGAAGUUCAUUACCGGUUCACCUGAAGGUGCCGUCACAAGUCUCAUUUAUGAAGACGGAGAUGUACUAGGCGUUAAGACUGCUGAUGGAAAGGAACAUCGGGGUGAUAGGACAAUACUUGCUGCUGGAGCUGGAGCCGAUGCGCUUUUCGACUUCAAAGAUCAGCUUCGGCCAACAGCCUGGACUCUAGGACACAUCAAGAUGUUGGAGGAUGAAACAAAAUUGUACAAAAACCUGCCAGUUCUCUUCAAUAUAGAGAAAGGAUUUUUCAUGGAACCGGACGAGGACAAUCACGAGCUCAAGAUAUGUGAUGAGCAUCCUGGCUACUGCAACUGGAUCACAGGCCCAGAUGGCAAAACCAGGAGCAUUCCAUUUUCAAAACAACAGAUCCCUAUAGAUUCGUCCAAGAGAAUUCGACAAUUUCUGCUAGAAACCAUGCCUCAUCUCGCAGAUCGUCCGUUAUCCUUUGCUCGAAUAUGUUGGUGCGCUGAUACCCCUGACCGGGCAUUUCUCAUCGAUAUUCCUCCGGGAUACGCUUCGCUAAUUCUGGCGGUUGGCGGAAGCGGGCACGGCUUUAUGCACAUUACUUCAGUUGGAGGAUUCGUUGCCGAUUUGAUGGAAGGGGUACUAGAUCCAAAGCUGAAGCACGCCUUCCGAUGGCGACCUGAAACGGCAGUGGAUAGGAAUUGGAAGGAUUUACAAGGAAGAUUUGGGGGACCAAAUGAAAUUAUGGACUUUCAAGACGUCAGAGAAUGGACGGACCUCCCUACUAAAUAG
This is a messenger RNA of Botrytis sinoallii, 1302 nucleotides long. RefSeq lists its product as uncharacterized. The coding region runs from base 1 to 1302 and encodes 433 amino acids. The transcript is spliced from 3 exons. The record is from RefSeq and is a predicted model, not a curated record. Gene Ontology annotation, molecular function: saccharopine oxidase activity; flavin adenine dinucleotide binding; sarcosine oxidase activity. NCBI's taxonomy places the organism in Eukaryota, Fungi, Ascomycota, Leotiomycetes, Helotiales, Sclerotiniaceae.